AUGUCGUUUCAUCAUAUACCUUACUUUCAAGAUGAAGCAAGAAAGCUCACAUCUUUUAUCCAGCCCUUCCAAGAAGCGCAGUUUGACCUUUUCGACUGGUAUCCCGCAUAUCAGGCCUGUGUCUCCUUUUUCGUCCAGCGUGGUCAACAUUCAAGCGAAGUCCAAGCUGUUGCCGCAAUCGUCAACAUCCGAUUACCAUUCCAAAAAAGCCCAACCUCCUCCGCAUCAUCUUUUGGUUCCGCUACAUCUGCGCUCGAUCUUUCUCCCCCUAACACAAACAUUUCUCUGGUGCCCUACGUUCGCCGUCUAGUCGCCACCGGAUUCGACACCGCCGCCAUCCUGCACGGCUUCUUCGGCGAUUCCUGGGAUGCCGGCAUCGGCUCUAUACACCAGAACGAGCGAAGAAACUACCUAUUCGCGGCCAAGAGCGAGACUUGGCUGAGAGUCAAGGCAAGCUACGACCUGGAGAAUGGUCAGACGGUGCCCUUCCUCCGCUCCCUCCAAGGCGUUACGGAAGAAGAGAUACAGGCGGCCGAGGCGAACUGGAGCGAGUGGCUCGCCAUGCAAGAUUGGAUGCUGGGACCUCGUGCUCUUUCUGACAACGGUCCUCAUCAUGUUCAUUUGAAUUAA
Messenger RNA from Trichoderma gamsii, 630 nucleotides. RefSeq lists its product as hypothetical. Lineage: Eukaryota; Fungi; Ascomycota; Sordariomycetes; Hypocreales; Hypocreaceae. The record is from RefSeq and is a predicted model, not a curated record. Bases 1 to 630 code for a protein of 209 amino acids. The transcript is spliced from 2 exons.